GUUGCUUUGGGUGCUUCUUUUGAAUUUGCCAAUCGAUUCCCAGCCGCCCCGCCGCGCAGUCGACAAUGAGUAGUCCAUCGCCAGCGGGGAAGGGCAAAGGAAGAGUCAAGCAACCUGCGCCCAAGCCGAGACAAAUUGCUACAGGCGCUUCUUCAUCUGCGAGGCGCCAGUCUAGCGCCGGAUCGACUAUAUCAGGCACACCGGUUGUGGCUGCUGCGAAACGGCGAUACCGACCCGGUGACAAGGCGCUGCUGGAGAUUCGGCGUUUCCAAAAGUCGACAGACUUGCUCAUGCGCAAGCUCCCAUUUGCACGGCUUGUUCGCGAGAUUCAAAUGAACUUUUCGGGCCAUCAAUUCCGAUGGCAAUCGUCGGCGCUUCUAGCGCUGCAGGAAGCCGCCGAAGCGCACUUGGUUAGAAUAUUCGAAGACGCGACGUUGUGCUCUAUUCAUGCAAAGCGCGUAACACUUAUGGUGAAGGACAUUCAAUUAGCGCGGCGAAUCCGUGGCCGCGAACACGAAUAAUCUCAGCAACUCUUGUGCACUGUCGUAAAGAUUGAACUUGGUUGCUAGCCAUGGACGUCACCGCGCCAUACGUGUGUCCCAUGCUAAUGCGAUGGCGCAAGAGUCCGUUGGCACCCCGGCCACUUGUCACCCCUUGUUCCUUUAUACAUGUCUUGACUACCCUGCAAGAUCGCUCGUGGCGUCAACGUCUACGCCAACGUCGUCGAUGUUGGUGAGCACUUGACAACUGGGAGCAUUAC
Messenger RNA from Aphanomyces invadans, 760 nucleotides. RefSeq lists its product as hypothetical. The record is from RefSeq and is a predicted model, not a curated record. The transcript has 2 exons. Gene Ontology annotation, cellular component: nucleosome. The coding region runs from base 66 to 521 and encodes 151 amino acids. Lineage: Eukaryota; Oomycota; Saprolegniomycetes; Saprolegniales; Verrucalvaceae. Gene Ontology annotation, molecular function: DNA binding; structural constituent of chromatin; protein heterodimerization activity.